AUUUCUCUCACCACGUCCUGCGUAAACGCGCGCGCUUCUCGAAUAAAUUCAAAGUCCCUCCCAGACUGAAGCUGCCUCUGUUCACUCAGACUGCUCUCAUCCUCGUGCAGCUCUGUGACUCGACUGGCACACUCCAGGUUAAACAGGUCUCCAUCUCCACUCCAUAGAUCCUAAUUACCUCGACGGGAGAGGCUUUUUGGAUAACCUCAACGGCGAUUUUUCCACAGGCGGACACGCUCUUUAAUGAGCGCAAGAAAGACUGGAUCAACGCUUCAUUUAAAACCCAGCAUCGUUACGCGUGCGUUAAACCCUCGCCCGCUCAGGAUGAAGAUAACGUUUGGCUCUUUGGUGAUCGCGGCCGGCAUCAGCGGCAUCCUGAGCUUCGCUUUUUUGGCCACUUCCCUCGGAACCGAGUACUGGUACAUCAUAGAGAUUAAUCCUACGAACAUGAGCGACUUUGAGAACAUGAGCUCCCACUCGGGACUGUGGAGCAUCAACGAAGGUGGGAAGAUGUACGCAGACUCUGUGGACUCCUUCAAAUCUGACUACUCCAGGUACUCUGAGACUGAGCUGGACCUGCUUAACAUGCACAGUGCCAUAGUGGUGGUGCUCCCCCUCAGCCUGGUCCUUUUGCUGUUUGGUGGCAUCUGUGGCUUGGUCAGCUCCCUGGCUCGGAGCCCUGUCCUCCUCACCGGCACGGCCUCCUACUUCUUCAUCUGCAGUCUGCUGACCCUGUGUGGUGUGAGCUUCUACAUCAUCUACUCAUACCAGGCCCUGGCAGAGAUAGAGAGGCGGGUGGAGCCAAAGGACCUGGCCUGCGUUCACACCUCCUUCGGCUGGUCUCUGGGCUUGGCCUGGCUCUCCUACGGCCUGGAGCUCCUCACCGGUACACUGCUGCUCAUAGCUGCACAAAUGGUCAAGCUGCGGCACAGCAGCCCCACCAUGGCCUGACACAAGUCUUCACCGUGGAACACAGGGAAGGGCACUGAGCCAUACUGAACUGUGUAUGAACUUGGGAGAAGGAACAGUCAGGUAUGUUGUUGCCAUGUGGUUCUGUCUUGGAACAAGGUAACAAACAAUAACAGGAUGAUAUGAAGGCUUUGACAAAAUACAAAAGUUGAAUUUAAGAUGAUUUGACUUGUUUUAUGGUCUAAACAUCCUUAAACCUGCCUCAGGCUGGUGCUUCUGUGAUUUUCUUUCAGUGAAGAGAGGUGGUGGGCUCUGUUUUAAAUCUGACCAAUGAUGCCCUCUUGUGUUGAGAAGUGAAGUGGCUCCACAACCUCGCUGUAGUAAUUUAAUCUGUGCCAAACUAAAUGGACAAGCUUGCAAUUUCAGUUCAAUUUAAAUGUAUGGAUAUGUUUUUAUUCUCGCAGUAUUUCACAUGCACAUUAUCUGUAUUGUUAAUCAUGCAGAUUACUUUAAUGUAAGGUAUAGUUGUUUGUUUUGAAUGUUUAAGUUAAACCGUAGAAGUGUUUAUAUCAUUGAAAAUGUGGAAUAAAUGUUGGUUCCAUGUGACAGCAGCUUAAAAAUGUUACACUUAGAGGCCACUGAUCCUGUACCUUCAUUCUCCACGUCCUAACUGUUGUUCAUGUUCAGUACUCUGGGUACGAUACAUGACUGCAUCUGUGUCAUGCAGUGUUUUUCCUUGGCAACCAGUUACUUUUAUAUCAGGUUAAUUAGAGGGUUAAUUUUCACACAGUUGGUAUAAAAGUACUCACACGCAACGAUCAUGCUUAAAUGGCAGAUUCUGUUUUGCUGUUGUGCAUUCAACAUGUUCUGACGUGUUUAAGUCAAAUGUAUUUCUUUCUGCCAAGUACAGUAAAGUCAUUGCUGGUUAUUUAAAUUGAGCACACCUCUUUACUUUGUGGCACCAGAAUUAAUAUCUUUCUCUUAUGAAAACUGCAACAUUUUGCCAAAAAAAAAAGUCGAUACACGUUGACAAACAUGUACAUACCAGUGCUUGUAACAUGGACAUUUGGUUGAAAGCUCAAAGGCAGCAGUGGCCAGAGUGAGAACGUGGCCUUAAAUACACACCUGGAUACCUGCUGCUGUUGCUUACAGCUGGCUGGAUCUUUUCAGAAAAAAAACACAAAGACACAUCACUAAAUACUUUUUCUAAGACGUUCCUAUGGCAACCUAAACAUCCUGUGCAUCCCCACAGACAAAGGAUGAAAAGCGUUUCUGCUCUUAACAAGCUCUGCCUCGCUGCAGAACAUUACAGGUAAAAGCAUCUGCAGAGAGCUAAAGAGAUAAAAAUGUGGCCAUUAGAGAAACAAAAUGUGAAGUUUC
Lates calcarifer (barramundi perch) is the source of this 2289-nucleotide messenger RNA. Its product is annotated as transmembrane protein 235. Gene Ontology annotation, cellular component: apical plasma membrane. The coding region runs from base 244 to 951 and encodes 235 amino acids. The record is from RefSeq and is a predicted model, not a curated record. The transcript is spliced from 4 exons. Lineage: Eukaryota; Metazoa; Chordata; Actinopteri; Centropomidae.